GAAUGCUAGGCUACAUGGCUCCGGAGGUAGUUCAAUCUAAAUAAUACAACAACACGGCUGAUAUCUUUAGUUUGGGGUGUCUCUUCUACUUGAUGAUUUAUGGAGAAUUGCCCUUCUCUGAUUCGAAUCACUAAAUCUAUUUGUAUGAAACUAAAAAUAAAAGUAAAAUAACACUUUAUCAAGAGAAAUCGUUCAUCCUGAGAACACAAAAACAUCAGAGAAGACAUAGUUCAUUCUAAACUCGAUGUUAGAAUACGACCAAGACAAAAGAAUUGGUUGGACAGACUUGUAUAAAUAUUUUGAUCAAAUGUGA
Molecule: messenger RNA, 313 nt
Organism: Paramecium octaurelia
Lineage: Eukaryota; Ciliophora; Oligohymenophorea; Peniculida; Parameciidae
Source: the annotation of a GenBank genome assembly